GUAUUACAUGGAGCGUAAGAUCUUCCAACAUCUGCUCGAGUUGAAAUCACUGCAAAUACGUUCGAAUAAACUUAACGAAGCGGUUUUGGUAAAACGCGCCGUUGACGAUUAUCACAAAUCAUGUGCCGCCCUGGGCGGUGAGACAGGCACCCGGCUGCGUCGUUACACAUUCAGCGAAUAUACCUUUAAGAAUUUCGAACUGUUCCUUUACGAAACACUAAAGGCAUUACAGAAACCGGGAACAUAUAAUUUCCAGAAUAUCAAUGAAGUUUAUGACGAGGCGGAACGUCGCUUAAGUCCUGAUUAUAAUUCAUAUGAGAAGGCAUUACAGUGUACGACCAGAACUCAUCGAUGUCUGCAUGCUGCCCACGCCUAUACGGGUAUACCAUGUGCCGCAUACAAACCACUGUCCAUUAUUUUGGCGUCAUGGACAAUUGGACAGACAAAUGUUGACGUUGAUGCAAAUGAUCCCUUGAUGCCAGCACCAUCUGUUGUUGCUGUUUUGUUGGCUCUGUUGACAUUGUC
Musca vetustissima is the source of this 525-nucleotide messenger RNA. RefSeq lists its product as uncharacterized. Lineage: Eukaryota; Metazoa; Arthropoda; Insecta; Diptera; Muscidae. The annotation marks the transcript as partial. The transcript is spliced from 3 exons. The record is from RefSeq and is a predicted model, not a curated record.